UCAUCUUACUUUAAAAAUUUGAAAAAAGACAUCUGCGGUCUCUUUAUGCCGGUUGUUUAUCUAUCUCAACAGAUUUUUCAGAAAUUAUUGGACGUAAUUUCAUUAAUAUGACUGAUUUACCUUAUCAAGUUGAAUAUGCAAAGUCAGGAAGAGCUUCUUGUAAAGGCUGUAAAGAAAAAAUUGAUCAAGGCUUAUUACGCAUCGCUAGGAUGGUUCAGUCUGCAUUUCAUGAUGGAAAACAACCAAAUUGGUAUCAUGAGGAUUGCUUUUUCACAAAACAACGUCCGGCAAGUGUGGAUGAAAUUUCUAAUUUUAAUAAAUUGAAGAGUUCAGAUCAAAAGAAACUUCAGAGUAGGAUUGAGGACAAUAGUAGUGGUGUAGUUUUACCAAGUGAAGAAACCAAAGGAAAGAAAAGAAAGGCUGGCAAAUCAUCUGAAGCAGCCAGUGGUGCUGUGAAAGAUUUUGCUGUAGAAUACUCUAAAAGCAGCAGGGCAACAUGCAAACAUUGUGAAAUAAAGAUAUGCAAGGGAGAAGUUCGUAUAUCCAAAACAGUAUUUGAUACUGAAAUAGGUGCUAAGUAUGGAGGGCAGCCACUGUGGCACCAUGUGAAAUGUUUUGCUGAGGCCCGAAGUGAAUUGUUGUACUUUGCAGGGGGAGAGAGUCUUCCAGGUUUUAAGACACUCAAAAAAGAAGAUCAGAAAAUGAUUGCUGAUGAAAUAAAACCAUUCAAAUCUGAUGAAGUGCCAGUUAAAAAGUUAAAAAAUGAGCCUAAAGAUCCAGAAGAGGUUAAAGCAACAGAGAAAAAACAAAAGUUAAUUGACAAACAAAAUAAGCUGUAUCACAAGUAUAAGAAUGCUCUGGUUGAUAUAACAAAGAAAGAUUUGCAAGCCAUACUGGAGGAGAAUUCUCAAGCGUCAGAGGGACUUACCAAAAGCGAGUGUGAAGAUUCUUUAGCAGACUGUAUGGCAUUUGGUGCACUUGAGCCUUGUCCAGAAUGUAAAAAUGGGCAACUUGUGUUGGACACAUUUGGUUAUAAAUGUACAGGACAUAUAAGUGACUGGACAAAGUGUACAUAUAUGACUCAGAACCCUAAGAGAAUACCAUUACAGAUACCUAGUUUAUAUAAAAAGAACGCGCCCUUCGACAAAUAUAAACCGAAGGUGGAUAGGCGCGAGUUUAAGUCUGCGCCUCCGCCUGUUACCCUUGUCAAUAUCAAACCCGAAGCCAGUGUCAAAAAAGAAAUACGUAUCCCACCGCUAAAAAAUCUCCAGUUCUUUAUUUAUGGAAAAUUUAAAACGCCGAAAGAGGACUUAAAACACCGUAUAUUGAAACUUGGCGGGCUUGUGGUCACUAAGCUAACAGAGACAACAGCUGCCGUGGUGUCUUCUAAGAAAGAAAUCGAAAAAAUGAACGAGAAAAUGGAAGAGAUAAAAGCUGAAAGUAUAGAGGUUAUAGACGAAUCAUUUUUCGAUUUAAUCGACCCUGAAAAUGGUACAGUUAAGGAUACUUUACGUCUCAUCAAAGAAAACAAUAUUGCCGAUUGGGGUUCUGACCCUGCGACUCGUAUUCCUCAAGAUGUUAUUGAUGGGAAAUCGAUUCCAAAAUCUGGUAGUAUGUAUGUGAAAUCUUCAAAAUCAACUUCGGUAAAACUGAAAAUUCAAGAUGGAACCGCAGUGGAUCCUGAUUCAGGUUUAGUAGAUUGUGCACAUGUGUACAAAGACAGUGAUGGCGCUAAAUACACUGUCGUCUUGUCCAAGACUGAUAUAGUUACACAGAAGAACUCGUACUAUAAAUUGCAGCUGUUGGAAAGCGAUAAUAAAAACAAUUUCUGGGUGUUCCGAUCCUGGGGUCGCAUCGGCACAACUAUCGGCGGUAAUAAAGUGCAAAACUUUAAAACGUUGCACGAGGCAAAGAAGGAUUUCUGCUUCUAUUACUCGGAGAAAACGCAAAAUGAUUGGGAAGAUAGGGACGAUUUCGUAAAGGUACCCGGAUGUUACUACCCUCUAGAUGUCGAUUAUGGAGACAGCGAAGAGACAAAUAACAAAUCACGCGAAAUGACAAUCGAUAAGAAUUCUUCACUACCGAUUCCUGUUCAAAAACUUAUACAGAGGAUAUUUGAUAUGGACGCCAUGAAGAAAACGUUAUUAGAAUUUGAGUUGGACACCGAGAAAAUGCCACUGGGGAAAUUGUCCCAAAAACAAAUCAAAACAGGAUAUCAGGUGCUAUCAGAAUUACUGAAAUACAUUGAAAAAGGAAAAGUUAGUCAGAAUAAAGUGAUGGAUGCCACUAACAGAUUCUUCACACUUAUACCUCACGACUUUGGAAUGAAUAAUGCACCGUUGCUGGACAACACCGAUAUUAUAAAGUCCAAAUGUGAAAUGUUGGAUAAUAUGUUGGAAAUAGAAAUAGCUUAUAGUAUGCUGAGCGCAGAUAAGAACGCAACAGAAGUAAGCCCACUGGAAGGUUGUUACCGUAAACUGAAGACUGAAAUAGUACCGUUAGAUGUUAACUCUGAGGAAUAUCAGAUGAUAUCCGAGUACACGAAGAACACACAUGCGGCCACUCACUCUUCAUAUAAAUUACAAAUUCAGCAGGUAUUUAAAGUAGUCCGCGAGGGAGAAGAUAAAAGAUACAAACCAUUUAAGAAGUUACAUAACCGUCGCUUGCUGUGGCACGGGUCGCGUGUUACCAACUUCGCAGGGAUAUUGUCUCAAGGUCUUCGUAUAGCGCCGCCCGAAGCGCCCGUCACCGGCUACAUGUUCGGCAAGGGUAUUUAUUUCGCCGACAUGGUGUCCAAAUCGGCCAACUACUGCUGCACUAACAAGCAAAAUCCUGUUGGAGUUAUGCUACUAUGUGAAGUUGCUCUUGGAAAUAUGAAGGAGUGCGACCGCGCGGAGUACGUGACGAAGCUGCCGGCCGACCGCCACUCGGUGUGGGGCCGCGGCCGCACUGAGCCCGACCCGGCACUUGCCCGUACGCUGCCCGACGGCACGCUCGUGCCGCUAGGGCCGCCCAUCACUGUCGACCGGAACGUCUCGCUGCUCUAUAACGAAUACAUCGUGUACGACGUGGCACAGGUCAACGUGAAGUACUUAAUGGAAAUGAAAUUCGACUUCAACUACUAAUUACAUUAAUGAUUGGUCUACGAAACUAAUCAUUAAGCUAAGUAUAUGAAUAAGACGUAUUCUAUUGUGAUAGGCAUCUAGCCCGUCAACUCUGCACCGCGUAAUCUAUUGAAUGCGCGAGGUUUAUCUGCUGGAAAGUCCGGGAUGUGGUUGUGCGUGUAUGGCGGAUGUGAAUAAUAUAAGACGCGCAUUUCCAGUAAUACACUACAUUUUGCAACAGGACUGCCGGACACGUUGUUUACGGUCUAUUCUGUUGGUAUUAUUUGUAACGUAUUAUGUGCUUUAUAUGAUUAUUUAAAUUGCGAUUAUUAAAUGAGAUUUGGUUCACUCACAGAAGUUGUAAUUUUAAAGGAAAAAAUCGUUAAAGAAUAUUGUGUAUUUUUCUAUUGUUAAAGACUUGAAAUUGUACUAAAACAUUCUAACUUGUGAUAUAAGCAAUAAAAAGUUGCUGCAUUUAUAUAAGGUACAUACGUGUAUUACAAUUCAUAUCAAUUAGGUCACUGAAGAUUGUUUUUUCACUUACAUAUUUCUAUACACAUAGAAGUAUGUCCCUUUAAAUCAGGCCUAUUGAUUUGAAUUGCUACAUAUUUUUUGUGUUAAUGUUUGUGCUGAAUAAUGUUUCAUGUGUUGUAUUGUUGAUUACUUUAUUCAUUAAGCAUUAAAAAUUCGUAUGUUUUUUAAUUCAAAAUAAAUGAUUUCAAAAAGGU
Molecule: messenger RNA, 3832 nt
Organism: Galleria mellonella (greater wax moth)
Lineage: Eukaryota; Metazoa; Arthropoda; Insecta; Lepidoptera; Pyralidae
Gene: Parp1
Product: poly [ADP-ribose] polymerase
Exons: 20
Coding region: 108-3125 (1005 amino acids)
Cellular component (GO): nucleus
Molecular function (GO): NAD binding; NAD+ poly-ADP-ribosyltransferase activity; zinc ion binding
Source: RefSeq, a predicted model, not a curated record